This is a messenger RNA of Gekko japonicus, 4645 nucleotides long. RefSeq names its product erythrocyte membrane protein band 4.1-like 1 (gene EPB41L1). Gene Ontology annotation, cellular component: cytoskeleton; plasma membrane. Gene Ontology annotation, biological process: cortical actin cytoskeleton organization. The coding region runs from base 692 to 3265 and encodes 857 amino acids. NCBI's taxonomy places the organism in Eukaryota, Metazoa, Chordata, Lepidosauria, Squamata, Gekkonidae. The transcript has 23 exons. The record is from RefSeq and is a predicted model, not a curated record. Gene Ontology annotation, molecular function: structural molecule activity; actin binding.
CUUCCUCGCUUCGCACCUGCGAUGUGCGCCAGGGCUGGCCGGACAAUCCCUGGCGCAGACAGGUGCCGGUCGCCAAGCUCCCUGCCGCUGGCAGAUUGACUGCCCGCACCGGAGGAGCGGCUCGCCGCCGCUUUGCAGCGCUGGGGGGACGCGGGAGCUGCCUGGCUGCAGCCUGUCCAAAGGCUGUCUCAUUUCAUAGAUGAUCAUAUUCUCUCCCCCCCCUUCUUUCCCCUCGGAGGCUGGUUCAGUUGCUCAUGACGUGCCUCCCUCGCUGAGCUCGCAGCCCUCCCGCUUCCCAGCUCCCUCAUUCCUGCCUCCCGCUGCAGCUGCCUUGCAUUAUUUCGCCUUUCCCCCUUCCCUCCUCCCCUACCCGCCACUUUCCCGAGCCAGCUCGAUUCAUUUUCUCUCUCUCGCUGCUGCACGGAGGAGGAGGAGGCAGAAGAACGCCGGCAGGGGGGGGAGAGUGGCUGGUUUUUAAUCCCCCCUCCUCGAUCCAUUUUCUAUUUGCAUUUUUUUUUUUUUGUAAUUGCAAAAGAGGCUGGGAAGCCUUUGAGUCUCCUCGCCAGAUGAACGUCUCCCUGGACUGCUGGAACUCUUGACUCCGGAUUACUCCAAACAGGGUCUGGACAGCGCUUUUACGGAGAAAAAAAUAGCCCAAGACAGCAGCUGGAGUCUGGAAUAAUUAGUAACCAUGACGACAGAGACGGGCCCAGAUUCCGAGGUGAAGAAUACCCAAGAGGAAACUCCGCAGCAGCAGCUAGAGGCAGCAGCAAGUGGGCCAGAUGCAAUGACCGGUAGCUCUGUUCCCACAGCAAACAACCAGGAAGCGGAUGCUAACGAGAAGCCAGGAGCCCACAGUGACUCCAAACAUGCAGAGCGGGCUGUGGACAUGGACGAAAAAGACUACAGUGAAGCAGAUGGGAUAUCUGAGAGAACCACCCCCAGCAAGACUCAGAAAUCACCUCAGAAAGUCACCAAAAAGCUCAAGAGUGCCAUCUGCAGAGUGACCUUGCUUGAUGCCUCAGAGUAUGAGUGUGAAGUGGAGAAACAUGCCCGGGGCCAAGUGCUCUUUGACAUGGUCUGUGAGCAUCUCAAUCUCCUGGAGAAGGAUUAUUUUGGACUCACAUUCUGUGACUCAGACAGUCAGAAGAACUGGCUGGACCCCUCUAAGGAAAUAAAAAAGCAGAUUCGCAGUGGUCCCUGGAACUUUGCUUUCACUGUCAAGUUUUACCCUCCUGACCCUGCCCAGCUCACAGAGGACAUCACAAGAUACUACCUGUGCCUGCAGCUCCGAGCAGACAUUAUCAGUGGGCGUCUGCCAUGCUCCUUUGUCACACACGCUCUGCUAGGCUCCUAUGCAGUACAAGCUGAACUGGGCGACUAUGAUGUGGAGGAGCAUGUGGCCAACUAUAUCAGUGAGCUUCGUUUUGCCCCAAACCAGACCAGGGAACUGGAAGAGCGCAUUAUGGAGCUGCAUAAAACUUACCGGGGCAUGACACCUGGGGAGGCAGAAAUUCACUUCCUGGAAAAUGCUAAGAAGCUUUCUAUGUAUGGAGUUGACUUGCAUCAUGCCAAGGAUUCAGAAGGCAUUGACAUAAUGCUGGGUGUUUGUGCAAAUGGCCUGCUCAUCUAUAGAGACCGGCUGAGGAUAAACCGUUUUGCCUGGCCCAAGAUCCUCAAGAUUUCAUACAAGAGGAGUAACUUCUACAUCAAAAUUCGACCUGGUGAGUAUGAGCAGUUUGAAAGUACCAUUGGGUUCAAGCUGCCGAACCAUCGUUCAGCCAAGAGACUUUGGAAAGUUUGCAUUGAGCACCACACGUUCUUCAGGCUGGUGUCCCCGGAGCCUCCUCCAAAAGGCUUCCUCGUAAUGGGCUCCAAGUUCCGCUAUAGUGGGCGAACACAGGCACAAACGCGCCAGGCCAGCGCCCUGAUCGAUCGUCCCGCCCCAUACUUUGAGCGCUCCUCCAGCAAACGGUACACCAUGUCUCGCAGCCUCGAUGGAGAGUUCUCCCGCCCAGCUUCAGUCAGCGAGAAUCACGAUGGAGGAGCAGAGUCAGAGAAGAGAGAAGAAGACAGCAAGUAUGGCAGAAGGACGCUUUCCGAGGCUGAGGAUGAUGAGUUGACCACCCCCACAAAAAUCAAGGAACUAAAGCCGGAGCAAGAAACCACCCCAAGGCACAAGCAGGAGUUUUUAGACAAACCGGAAGAUGUUUUGCUAAAGCAUCAGGCCAGCAUUAAUGAGCUGAAGAGGACCUUGAAGGAACCCAACAGCAAACUCGUGCACAGGGACCGGAGACUGCCUUCCUCACCUGCCUCUUCCUCACCCAAACACGAGGAUGAGACACCAAAGGGAACCCCAGAGAGGACUAAUGAGAGAGCGGGAUUGAGGGAGGGCACAGAGGAAAAAUCUAAGCCGCCACGGCACAGGGCUCCUGAAAGUGACACAGGGGAUGAGGACCAAGACCAAGAGAGAGACUCAGUCUUCCUAAAGGACAACCAUUUGGCCAUCGAGCGCAAGUGCUCAAGUAUCACUGUCAGCUCAACUUCCAGCCUCGAGGCCGAGGUGGACUUCACAGUCAUUGGUGACUACCACAGCGCAGCCUUUGAAGACUUCUCCCGGAGUCUGCCCGAGCUUGACAAGGAAAAGAGUGAAGGAGAAGGAGAAAGUCAGGUUUCUUCUCAAGAAUCUGACAGACCAGCUCCCAAGCAAGAAGAUGAUGCCAAGGAUGGUGAUAAAGCUUCCUAUGUAAUCCCGGAAGAGUCAUCAGCUGUGAAAGGAGAGACCUCUGUGCACGACAGAAUCACUGCAAUAGAAACUACGCAGGUUGACGGAACCACCACAGGCGGAAAAGAGACAAUAACUACUUCCCACAUUGUCAGCACAGAAACCAUAUCUACAUCCUCUGAGCACAGCACUCCCAAGCCUGGGAAGGGAACAACAGAACUUCGCUCCAUCUCUCCAAUCACCAGCAGUGCUGUUGGGAAAGAAGCCUUCACCAGCCUUUUUGGGGCCACAGCGGAAACUCUCUCAACCUCCACAACUACCCAUGUUACCAAGACUGUGAAAGGAGGAUUUUCUGAAACGAGAAUAGAAAAGCGAAUCAUCAUAACAGGAGAUGAAGAUGUGGACCAGGAUCAGGCUUUGGCUUUGGCAAUCAAGGAGGCAAAGCUGCAGCAUCCCGACAUGCUGGUAACCAAAGCUGUAGUAUAUCGAGAAACAGAACCAUCUCCAGAAGAAAAGGACAAGAAGCCUCAGGAAUCUUGACCUUUGUGUUUCUAGAAGUUGGCAUCUCUAUUUUAAUUUGAAGAAGGGGCCUUUUAUGCUGGAUUCCUCAAUGAGACACAGAACGUCCUGGCUGCAAGAAUAAUGUUGAGAGACAAAAAAAUUAAAUAAAAAAGGAAUAGCAAAUAUAUUAUAUAUUAUAUAUACAGGAAACAAAAAUGCAUCCUUGCACUGCUGCUAUAUGCCGGAGAUGAAUUACAAACAGCCAACAUCAGCAACAAAACAAAACCGACCACCUCUUCAAAGAAAUUGAAGAAUUGACUGGACUGAUCUUAAAAGAAAAAAAAAGCAACAUGAUGGUAAUAAUAUUAUUAACAAUACAAUAAACCACCGUUCUGCAUGUUACAUUUAAAGGAUACAUAGCUCAUUUGUUGCACACUGAAUGGAAAAGCAAAAAUGCUUUGCAACAAAGCAAGAAAUCAACAAGCAAAACCACAAAAUGAUUCCCUGCAUAGGAAAGAAUAAAAAAACCAUUCACUUGUAUGAUGCUUGUUUUGUUAUUUUCCAUACUGGGAUGUGUGGUGAUCAUUCUUUCUCCCCACUCCAUGCCACUUCUGUUUUGUUUAUUAUCCCAACUUGUCUUUUUUUAUUUUUUUUUAAAUCCUUCCUCUCUACAUCCAGUCAUUUGUUCUGAUGAAAAUAAUUGACUGGGUUUCACUGAAAGCAAAGCAAAAUGAUAUGUACAUGAUUACCUUUUGAACAAGGCGCAGCCUGUAGAGGUUUCACAUGGAUGUGCUUUUAAGUUAUGUAUAUUAUAUAUAACUGGGGAGGGUGGGGAAUGAUAUUGAAACAAAUUAAAGUGCUGAUAAGUAUGACAAUGACAUUUUUACAUUAUAAUUAUUUGAUUGACCGUGGUUGAUGUAUUAUGAGACUCUUAGAUCAUGCUGAUAUCCCAUGAAAACAGAGUACAAAAAAUUCACUAAUUCUCUUGGGGGCGGUAUUUGUCUGUCACACACCUAACCUGUGCUCUUGCAAAAGAGACUGGCAUAGUGACACAGUAGUGUUUGUAAUUGGUUGGUUGGUGGUAAAGGCAGCAUUCAGCAACAUGAGAAGGUAGAUAAGAAAGAUGGAAUGAACUGGUGUUACCACAAUCCAGUCAAAGUCAGUAAAUUGUGCCAAUUAACAAUGCCUCCCUCAUUCUCAAGCCCCAAGAAAACGAGGCCAUGUUAAGGAUAGGACGUUCGGUUUAGGUUGCUUCCUUCACAACCUUUCAGGAUCUUGAAGAUUUUGAUCUCUCAGACCUAAGCGUUUAGUUGUUGUGGAGCUAUUGUACUCCAUGUGCCAGUUCUUUAAACUAUUUUUAAAAAUAAGACCCUAUGAUUUCAUAAUCCUUCUCAAGCUGACUAGCCACUGUCUUUAGCU